AAGAUGAUAUCGAUUGAAAGAGGUAUGUAUAAUGAGGUUAGGUUUUAGAUAAUAUACUAGAUGUUCUUGUAAAUAUUACAAUUAUAAGAGAGAGCAGCCGAGAAUUAGAGGAGACUUCUCCCCUAAUGAUUGCAUAGAGAGCUUCGUAUAUUUCAUUUCCUAUAAACGUGUACAGUCAAUAAAUAAAGAAAAAGAAGGAGAAAAAGAAGAAGAGCAACUUUUCAGAUUCAUUGCAAGGUUGUGCUUGUCCAUGCAUUAAAGAGGAUGACCAAUUAUGUUAUUGAUCACUUGAAAUAAGGUUUUAGCUUGAGCCAAUCAGUUGAAUGAUGUCAUUAGAGGUGGAGCUGAUUUUCGCAGCUGCAAUAUUGGCAUGCUUGCAGUCUUUUGUCUUGCCUGAUGCCCAAGGAGAUGCUCUCUUUUCACUGAGGAGUUCACUAAAUGCUUCAAACAGUCAGCUCUCGAAUUGGUAUCCGAAUCAAGUUAACCCAUGCACUUGGUCGAACGUUCAGUGUGACCCAAAUAAUAAUGUCAUCACUGUAUCAUUGUCCAACAUGGGAUUUUCUGGUACAUUGUCUUCAAAAAUCGGAGUUCUGAAGACUCUUUUGACUCUUUCAUUGCAAGGAAAUGGCAUAACAGGUGAGAUACCGAAAGAGAUUGGAAAUUUAACAAGCCUGACAAUGUUGGAUUUGGAAAACAACCAUUUAACCGGAGAAAUACCAUCUUCCCUUGGCAAUCUUGAGAAGCUUCAAUUCUUGUUCUUGAAUCAAAACAACCUUACGGGGGAGAUUCCUGAAACACUCUCAAGUCUUCGUAAUUUGGUUGCUUUGCAGCUUGCUUCUAAUGGUCUAACCGGCCAAAUACCUCAGCAUUUAUUUCAAGUUCCAAAAUACAAUUUUACAGGGAACCAUUUGAAUUGUAGCAUGAAUUUUGCCCUCCCUUGUGAUUCUGCUAGUGGAGGUUCUUUGCGUAAAUCAAAGACGGGAAUUAUAUUUGGGAUUGUUGGCGCACUUCUAGGUCUUCUUCUUCUCGGAGGCUUGUUCUUACUCUUGUGGAAGGCUAAGCAUAAAGGCUACAAGCGUGAAAUUUUCGUAGAUGUUGCAGGGGAAGUUGACCGACAAAUUGCAUUUGGUCAGUUGAAAAGAUUUGCAUGGAGGGAAUUACAACUAGCUACAGAGAACUUCAGUGAGAAAAAUGUCCUUGGACAGGGAGGUUUUGGAAAGGUUUAUAAAGGAGUGCUUGCAGACAACACAAAAGUUGCCGUGAAACGGUUGACUGAUUAUGAGAGUCCUGGUGGGGAUGCAGCAUUCCAGCGUGAAGUUGAGAUGAUAAGUGUGGCUGUUCACAGGAACCUCUUACGACUGAUCGGCUUUUGCACCACACCAACGGAACGCCUUCUGGUGUAUCCCUUUAUGCAGAACUUAAGUGUUGCUUAUUGUCUAAGAGAAUUUAAACCAGGGGAGGCUGUUUUAGACUGGCCUACAAGAAAACGAGUGGCUUUAGGCACAGCACGUGGUCUAGAGUAUCUUCAUGAACAUUGUAAUCCCAAAAUCAUCCAUCGAGAUGUUAAGGCUGCUAAUGUGAUGCUGGAUGAAGAUUUCGAAGCUGUUGUUGGUGACUUUGGCUUGGCAAAAUUGGUUGAUGUGAGAAAGACUAACGUUACGACUCAAGUUCGUGGAACCAUGGGUCACAUAGCUCCAGAGUACUUGUCAACUGGGAAGUCAUCAGAAAGGACAGAUGUUUUUGGAUAUGGAAUUAUGCUUCUAGAGCUUGUAACAGGCCAACGAGCCAUAGACUUUUCACGCCUGGAAGAAGAAGAUGAUGUCUUAUUACUUGAUCAUGUCAAGAAAGUGCAAAGGGAGAAAAUACUAGAUGCUAUUGUAGACUGCAAUCUGAAUGACAAUUUCAACAUCGAAGAAGUUGAGAUGAUGAUUCAGGUUGCAUUGCUCUGCACUCAAGCAUCACCAGAGGACCGGCCGGCGAUGUCAGAUGUGGUCCGGAUGCUAGAAGGAGAGGGUCUUGCUGAGAGGUGGGAAGAAUGGCAGCAUGUUGAAGUUACCCGUAGGCAAGAGUAUGAGAGAUUACAGAGAAGAUUUGACUGGGGAGAAGAUUCUAUUUAUAACCAGGUGGCUGUUGAAUUGUCUGGUGGAAGAUGAGGUAAUAAAAUGUCUCAACAAGUAUGUAAAUCCUGUAAUACAUUGGCCUAAUCAAUGAGAUAGCAUAUCCUAUAAGCAUACUUUCAUGUUGUAUUGGAUGCAUUUCUGGGACCAGCUCUUCAUCUUAUUCUUGUUUUUCCCAUAUAAUUUUUUUGUUAAUUUUGGCAUGCAUUAGCAGACCCAUAAUCAAUAAUAAUUUCUAUUUUUAUAUAAUGAUUUCUUUUGUUAUUGGUAUGUUCGACAUCUGCAACAGCUGCCAAUAGUCUGUCACUGAGUAAAGUUUUUAAUAUCCAAGAUAAACUUAGGAUUUGACUUCUCGUUUUGUGAUCUUGUGAAGCUGCAUCUGUUUCUUCAUUCAUUUGUAGAUCAAAAUUUAUCUUAUGUGUCAGUGUACACAGAUCCUCUAUCAUGCAAUGAAGCCUUGAAAAAAAUUUGACAUCUCACUUUAGUUUGUUGCACCCUCAAUUUAUUUGUUGUGAAAUUUCAAGGGCUCAAACAUUGAUUAAGACUAAUUUUUUGUGUUUUUUUCCUUUUCGAUUCUUUUGAUAGUUACAGAUAUUCAAAAAAGUUUUCUAGCUGAUUAUAAUUUACAUCCAAGCACAUUUUACAUGACCAACUUUUUUUUUUUUUU
This is a messenger RNA of Ilex paraguariensis (yerba mate), 2784 nucleotides long. The record is from the annotation of a GenBank genome assembly. Lineage: Eukaryota; Viridiplantae; Streptophyta; Magnoliopsida; Aquifoliales; Aquifoliaceae.